This is a messenger RNA of Paramormyrops kingsleyae, 5261 nucleotides long. NCBI's taxonomy places the organism in Eukaryota, Metazoa, Chordata, Actinopteri, Osteoglossiformes, Mormyridae. The record is from RefSeq and is a predicted model, not a curated record.
UCGGCAGUCACGUGUUGCCUUUGACAGACACACACAAACUACUUAUACUUGGUACUUCACAAAGGAAUUCCCGGAGUAGCAAGAAAAUCAGUGGAAAUGAAAUAUCCAGCAAACGCGCCUUUCUGUCUAUGAAGUGUAGAGUCGGGGACGAGUUUAUAAAAUCGCCCUCGUGUAUCUAAAGUAGUUUAUUCAAACGGGAAUUCGCAAAUGUUGCCAGCUUCCUUUGUUAAAAACUAGAUCUAAGAUUAUAUUUGUCCCUAAGAUACGUCAAAGCCGCGUACGAUCUGCAGCAAUGUUGGACUGGAAGUUACAUCUGUCGCAAACCUCGUGUUUCUUGCAUGACUGGCUCCCGGGUUUUGAAUGAGUGAGUAACCCCGUGCUCGCCACGCCGAAACGCGGGGACACGUUGUUGAGGCUGUCGCUCGAAAGUGGACGCGAACAAACCGGAGAGGAAGACUGAGAAAGUCCGGUCGGGAUCUUCGUCGCACCGGCUGUCACUCCCCCUCCGUUGUUUUAUUACCUCAUACCGUGAGAGGCGUGGAAAGGCACCGACAGACCGCCCUCUAUGCUCCGUGAGAACUGGAAAGCACAAAACAUUGUCUCCCAAACACGUCGGCUUGCCGCCUGCCCCCUUUAGGGCUUUUUUCUAUUCUUGUUUCUUUUUCCGGUGGGGGAAAACAGCUGCGUUUUUUGACGUUUUUCCUCCUUUUUCCGCGUCCCUGGGAUCCUAUGGUUUUUUUAUUUGGGUGUUUUUAUUUUGGGAAGGAUGGGGGGGGUCUUAUGUGAGGCUGGGAGCUCCUGUGUUCGGGAUGAGGCCUAACUAGUGCCGUUUGCCCCACUUAGUUGUAUUUCAAGGGGGGAGGAAAAUGAAAGUCCCGGUACCAAUGGGCAAACGAUCGCGGAACCUUGAUGGUCUAUUAUUUUGACAGGGAAUUAUUUUCCCCUGUUGUCUGUGUGUGUUUUUCUUUUUCUUUAAGGUAUUAGGCUGUUUACAGUCGCUGGUUAGCCUCCUGGCUAACUAGGCACACUCCGUUUCCGAUUAAAAUGGAGACAGGAAUCCAGCAGCACACAGAGCAGUUUGUCCAUGACAUCUCUAACCCGGGAGCUCCGGGUUUAUGCCCAGAAAUGCUGGAGGUGGCAGAGGAAGCCUGUCGAGCCGGAGAUUUCGACCUGGCAGCAGAAAUCUACGGUUCUCAGCUGGCCGAUCUUCAGCAGCCCGAUCGGGGGCUUUGUCUCCGAAGAGCGGACUCUUUGGUCCGAGCAGGACGGAUAGCCGAGGCUCUCGACUCCUACUGCACCGCUGCUAAUUUGAAGAAACUCCGGCCGGAGGAAUUAGGACUUCUGGUAGAAAAUAUCGCCCGGACCCUGCGGGAGAAAGAGCUCCCUGCUUGGGGGAAGGAGAGCAGUCAUCAAAGCGAACCGUCUAAAAACCCACAGAAGCCUGAGACCAAAGCAAGCUCCAAAUCUUCCGGGAACGGGGGCACCGAGUGUGGCGGAGAAGCGCCAGAGGACGAGCAACCUCUGGACCUGUUUUCCUGUCACAUUUGCAAAUUGUUGCUGUCCGAACCCACAACCUUACUGUGCGGGCACACUUUCUGUAAGCGAUGCUUGGAGGACGACGGCGUCAGUGAGUGCAAAAGCUGCAGGUACAAACUGAACAAAAAGGACGCACAGAUCCAGCCCGUUGGCUUCAGGGUUAACGUGAUUCUCAGCAGCCUGCUGGAGAAGUGGUUCGACUCGGAAAGUAAAGCCCGGCGAUACUGGCUAGAGGGGGAAGCUAUGUGGAGGGAAAUGAGCUUAAAGGACGCGAUGGACAAGUACAACAAGGCUGUAGAAUUAACACCAACUGAUGUCAUACUUCUUGGUCAGCGUGCCGAGCUCCAUAUGGAGAUGCAGAACUUCACUCAGGCGCUCAAGGAUGGCGACGCCAUGUGCCGACUCCACCCUCACCUGGCCAAGGCUCACAGCAUGAAGGCUGCGGCGCUGAGCAAGGCGGGGCGCCAUGAGGAGGCCCUGCAGGAGUACCUGCUCUGCACUGCGCUCAAGCCCCACUGCAUCUCCGUCAAGAUGGAAGCACAGAAGAUCCUCAGUGAGAUGUUCUCCUCCGUGUUCGAGAGCGAUGGCCUGCCCACACCGCUGCGGCCUCACCAGCCGGCCCGACUCAAGCCGCCACCCCUACUUUUCCUGGGCUCUGCCCAGCGCCUCCUCUGCAGUGAGAGCCAGGAGGCAGGCUCCUCAAAGGACCCCCCGUUCCUGCGGGGCGACAGCCCCAUCAAGGUGCCCUUACAGCCAUCACCAGGCAAGCAUGAUACCCUGACCUCUGUGCUCUCAGACCUCAAGAGGAAGGGGCCCAGCGACACUUCUGGCUUUGCCCCCCCCUGCAAGGUCCUCAGACAAGAAGCCCCCUGCUCCUCUCAGAAUGCCCCCGCCCCCCCGCGGUGCAGAACGGUGCCCCCACAGCUGCUGGAAAGUGCAGAUAUGGAGUGUUCCCUCUGUAUGAGGCUGUUUUAUGAGCCAGUCGCCACGCCCUGCGGUCACACCUUCUGCCUCAAGUGCCUGGAACGGUGCCUGGACCACAAUCCAAACUGCCCACUGUGCAAAGAGAACCUAUCAGAGUACCUGGCCACCAGGGGGUACAAAAAGACCCUGCUGAUGGAAGAGGUGCUGCGGCGUUACCUGUCAGAGGAGCUGGCUGAGAGGAAGAAGAUCCACGAGGAGGAGCUGAAGGAGCUGUCAAACUUAAACCAGGAAGUGCCCAUCUUUGUGUGUACCAUGGCAUUUCCCACAAUCCCCUGCCCGCUGCACGUCUUCGAGCCACGCUACCGACUCAUGAUUCGCAGAUCCAUGGAGACAGGAACCCGGCAGUUUGGCAUGUGCAUCGCUGACGAGCUGAAGGGGUUUGCAGACUACGGCUGCAUGCUGGAGGUGAGGAACGUGAAGUUCUUCCCUGAUGGACGGUCGGUCGUGGACACCAUCGGAGUAGCACGCUUCAAAGUGCUGAGUCACGGCCAGAGGGAUGGCUACAACACGGCCAAGAUCGAGUACCUGGAGGACCGCAAGGUGUUUGGGGAGGAGCUGGCUGAGCUGCUAAGGCUUCAUGAUUCUGUGUACGAGAGCGCCACCAGCUGGUUCACCUCGCUCAAGGACACCAUGCGGAACCAGAUCCUCAGCCAUUUUGGCAAUUUGCCAGCACGGGACCCCGACCCUCAGGGUUGCCCUCACGGUCCGGCUUGGUGCUGGUGGUUGCUGGCGGUCCUGCCUCUGGAGAAUCGGGCCCAGCUCAGCAUCCUGGCCAUGACCUCGCUGAAGGACCGGCUGCUCGCCAUCCGACGUGUCCUCAUCUACGUGACCCGCAAAAGGGCACGGUGACGUCCCUGCCUGGCCCCGCCCCUAAGGGGCAGGGGUCACGCUGAUACGGAUUCCCAAAGAUUAAGGGGGUCAGCCUGGGCUGUCUGAUAUGCCUCAUACUAGCGCUCGCGUCCCACAUGGGCUUAACUCUUAACCCUCUGCACUGCAAUUUGAGCCCCCCCACCACAGAUCCAUCCGAUUAACCCCCUCCCCCAGUCUCUGCUCUUUUACUCUCAGGUCUGGGCUGUAUUCUGGGUUCUGACUGAUCCAUUUUUUUUUCUAUGUCGUACAUUUUGAAGAGAAAGAAACCAAAUAAUUAGUCAAACCUGAAAAGUAACUAGAAUGUAGGCUUUUUGUUUUUGUGCUGCUAUUCUGACUGCGGAAUCCUAAAAGAGAGAACACGUGAGCCCUGAAAAAUAUGAAUUGUUGAACGUCUGGUCUGUUACUUGGGGCUCCACUCGUUUCGUCUGAGAUUUGGAGGUGUUUGUGACUUUUUGAAAGUGUUACCAUUUUUGUGAUUGUGCGAUUUUAUGUUCUGCCAUUGUUGCACAAUGUUGUAUUUGAGUCUCUAAAAAUGAAGUUGAACUGCAGUAGGCAGGGCUUUUGCAUCACUCACAGAUCUGGACCAAUUAGCUUGGACCAGAAAGCAGUCGACCAACCUGAAUGGCUGACCCAGCAAUGUCUGGUCAUGGCGGCCUGGUGCUGGAGCACCACUGAGACACCAGUGCUGUACACGUGUAAAUGUAGCACCCUUCACCUCAAGUUUACAUGCAAAGGCUGCUGCCGUUACGGUCCGAGGCUGUCUACGUUUUCGUAGACGUUAGAGGAAUGCACUGCUCGACUGGGUUUGAGGCUUUGAGGGAUUGAAGAUACGGGUGUGGUUGCCAGACUGCACCACGCCAAACUGCAGUGGCUGGCCUAACACUCUGUGGUUAAGCCAAACUCUUCCAUCAGGCUGCAUGCAGUCUGCUUUUGGAGUGUGUUUUGUGUCCUGUGUUUAAUCUUGUUAUAAUUGUUGUCUUUUUUUUUUUUUUUUGGAAAUGUGUAUCACUGGGUGUGUAUUUUGUACGGUUGUGUUUACCUUUUUUAUUCGGAGUCUCUGAAUCUCCUCAGAGCUGGUGUGCUGUGGCUCUGUCAAUGACAGCGUUAGUGCCGUCCCUGCUGUUUACGCUGGAGCUCGCUCUUAGACCAGGGGGAUGGUGGUGGCUGAGGUCAGACUUGUACCCCUUACUGUGAAGCCUCUUUGGUUGUUUUUUGGUAGAUGCAGGUACCUCCUGGCUGCCUUCAAACUUGCCAAGUGAGCGUCUUUUGUGAAAUUCUCCUGGGUGGGACGCGGGGGGGGAUUGUUACCGACUGAAUACUUGGCGGUCAAGGGAACUGUGCUGAAAUAGGUGGUUGUUGACUGUUUUGAAAGCACCUCCCUCGGUUUGGUAGUACGGGUUUAUUUUUGGACCUGGAUUCCUUUAAGUUUUGAGUAGCUUACUGGUAAUUGGCUUUUAAGCUUGAAUUUGCAUUGAUCCAGACCAGCCUCAAGUAUGACUUUAUAAUUUUGAAUGAUCCAGUCAAAAUGGUACACAGAUAAUUAGUUUGCAGUUAGCUUUGAUAAAUUACUGCAGUUUUGUGUUUUUAUUAUUAUUUAUUUAUUUUUUUCAAUGUCUGUACAUGUACUUGACAUUGUUGGUUUUUGUCUCAUUGACCCAAGUGGAUAAUUUUACCAUAAUUGUUUCUGGAACAAUGUACAAUUUGAGGCCUUUACAUGUUUUCUGUAAAAUAGUCUUGUUACACAUUUUAUUUCUAACCUCUGCGUUUGCCAUUUCCUAUGUAUAUCACACAAAAUGCUGCAUUUAUCGUAGUAUUUGUACAGUAAAAAGAUUUAAUUUAUUUUGUAUUUCAAUAAAACACCUGAGAUAUGA